ACUUUUACGAUUUACCUCUGUAAUUAGUAUUACGUAUCAGUUUAAGUAUAAAUAUAUAAUGCAUUCAGUAUAAUACUGAAUAUUGUGUUGUACUCUGUCUGUCGUGACUUUGACAAAGACAAGACAAAUAAAAGUUGAUAAUUAUUACAUAAAAUACAAAUGUAUUUCUAAUUUUAUAAUUGUUGGUUAAAAAAAAAUUACAAGAAUGAACACUCAAGAAAUUCUAAUACCAGUUCCUUGGGGUCACAUUUCUGCAAAAAUGUAUGGUAACCACUGUAAUUCUGCCGUAUUAUGCGUCCACGGAAUUCAAGACAACUGUGAUACGUUUUCAACGCUUCUGCCGUUAUUACCAAAAGAGUAUUACUACGUUUGUAUUGACUUACCAGGCCACGGUCACUCUUCACAUUUUCCCCAAUUUGUGCCGUUAGAAUUUACAAAUUACCUAAGUGCAAUCAAAUUAGUCAAAGAUCAUUUUUGUUGGUCUCAAUUUGUCUACUUAGGCCAUAGCUUUGGAGGACAACUGGGAACUUGGUUCACCGCUCUUUAUCCUGAGUGUAUUAAAUGCCUUAUAAUUCUGGACACUAUGGGACCUCGGGACGUUGAACGAAAAAAUACGAUGGAAACUGUUAAAAGUCGCAUUGAUGAUUUUCACAUUUUACAGAGGCGACAGAGUGGUCGUGAUCCGCCAGUUUAUACAUACGAUCAAGCAGUCGAUAAAAUCAGAAGUGGACGACCGUCUAAAUUGACAGAUGAGUCUGCACAUAUACUGGCUAAAAGAAGUUUAAUCAGAGUAGACGAAAAUCGAUUUAAAUUUGCCUACGAUCAACGCUUAAAAUUGCCAUUUCAUCCGGUCAUGACGUUUGACCAGCAUGAAAAUAUUAUCAAUCGUAUAUCAUGUCCAACCAUAUUUGUAUUGGCCGAUGAAAACUGUGGGCGCUAUUCAACAUACUUGAAAAACGCUUAUGAGUUUUACAGUACAAGACCCAACAUGACGAUUAGGACUGUUAAUGGCAACCACGAUGUACAUUUAAAUCAUCCUGACCGAGUAUUUGCGUUUGUUUCAGAAUUUUUGAAACAAAAUUACUAAGAAGAGAUGUUAUUUGUUAGAAUUUAUUGUAUAGUCAUACUUUGUUUUUUUUUUUCAAUUGUUUGUUGGUACUAAAAUAUAAUUAUUUACUAUAGUUGUUGUGAUUAUUCUUCUCAAACUAUCAACUUUUAUUUUUUAAUUUUUGUCAUACAAUUGUGGGUCUAUCACUCAAUGUGGUUUAAUUGUUUUUUUCUAUUCAUAUCACAGAACUGGUGGAGGGCUUCCCUGAGUCAAAAUUCCUUGUAAAAUGAUUUACAAAACCUUUGUAUGCUUAAUUUUUAAAAACUUAGUAAAUACUUUUUUUUCAGAUAGAAUUUUUGUAAUGAAAAGUGCGCAUAAUAUCUUAUUAUUUUUAAAACUAUGAUUAGAUAUUAGAAAAACCUUUAUAUUUGAUUUUUAACUAACACAAUAACUAUGUUAAAAAUUCUUGUUACUCAGGUUAGUGGCGCUGAGGGAGAUAUAAAAUAAUGGUGAUGUGGUAUGUGAUAGUUGAUUACUUAAAAUUUGGAUACUUUUUAUGUAUAUUACACCUAUACUGCCAAGCGGUGAAGUUCAUAGGCGAAUCAGAAGAUAAUUUAAUUUAGUUUUUUAAUUCGUAGUUUUUGUUGGAAAAAAGUUCACAAAAUAUUUUUACUUUUCAAGUUAUUAAUCAGACAAAAAUUCUUCAUAUUUUUCCAAAUUGGUAUUUAGUUACAUAUUUGCUCAAGUAUAAAUGGGGUAAGUCUAUUUGACGGUGUUCUAGACUGCAAAAUCAUGUUGAAUAUUUUAUCACACCUAAAAGUAUUCUCGCAGGAAAUUUGUUUUGAAUACAUAAUGAUAAAAAAAUUGGGAUAUAUUUUGUAACUUACUGAGAAAGCCACCGCUCGAACAGGGAGACAAGGGAUUCAAACAAGACUCAACAAAAUGAAGAGUAUAUUUUUUUUCAAUUUGAAUCCGGGAUCUAGCAUGAAGUCAAAAAUAACGACCACCAUGAUGGACACACUUUGGGAUUCUCCCAUUAUUGUGCGUUCCUAUAAUAUACUAGGGAAAUGUCUAUUGUACUUUAUUAAUAUCUCAUUCUCCCUGUAUUCAUCAUAAUAUGCCGCGGUUGCUUUUCCUUCACAGUGGAUAGUUGUCAAUUGGAAACUACUGAAAUUGCGUUUGUAUUGUGUA
Adelges cooleyi (spruce gall adelgid) is the source of this 2239-nucleotide messenger RNA. RefSeq names its product serine hydrolase-like protein. The transcript has 2 exons. Bases 206 to 1087 code for a protein of 293 amino acids. The record is from RefSeq and is a predicted model, not a curated record. Lineage: Eukaryota; Metazoa; Arthropoda; Insecta; Hemiptera; Adelgidae.